AUGGAUCAAGCAAUUCUUUUGAAAGUCAGGGAGGCACUUUAGUUAUCUAUGAUGAGUACUGAUAAAUCAGUUAGAGAUGAAUCUACUCAGUUUUUAAAGCAAAUGAAUUUAAAUUAGCAGUUCUUCUUGAUGUUAUUUGAGAUCAUCAACAAUAAAGAGUAUGGAGAGACUCAAAAUUUAUAAGCAGCAAUUUACAUAACAAAAUUCAUACAAACUGAAUACGUAAAUUUAGAAGGAACUUUCAAAUUCGACCUAUAAGAUGCAAUGCUUUAGUCUUUCCUUAAUCAUAGCAUUUCAAAAGUUAGAAAUUAGCUUAGAGUAGGAAUCAUGCGUUUAAUUAUUACUGAUUUUCCUAAAAGCAAGAUAUUAGAAUUACUGAUUUAAGCUCUCAGUAAAGAGAAAUUACUUUAAAUGAGCAGUGAGUAAAUUACAACAAUAACAACACUCUACUAUUUUGUUUUUAAAGCUCUCUAUCAAGACAAGUAGCAUGAUCAUAAGCUUAAAUCUUAUGUCGUCAAUUAUUUUAAUUAAAAACGCGAUUUGUUUGUUGCUAUUAUUGCUGCUUCAGUAGAAAAACUUAAGCUAUUUGCUGCUUCUUAUCAGAAUGGCAUAGCUAAUAUAGAUUAGGCUAUGAAUGAACUGAAUAAUCAAGUAAGUAUUUCUUGUCUAAGAUACGCUAUUAAAUUCUUAAAUAUAGAAAAUUUACUCUCAAUUAACAACUAAGCUUAACUCAGUGAGCUUGUUAAUCAAGUAUAAGUAGUUUAAUAAAUUACGCUUAGUUUCAGUAGCUUUGUAAAUCUCCAUGAAUCUGUUGAUUAACAAGAGAAAUUAUUUGAUUUUAUCCAUUCAUUACGUUAAGUUAUUUACAGCUAUCACAAAUAUUUCAUUGGUGCUGUUUAAGAAAAAAGAACCACUGCUAAUAAAUCUAUUGCAGUCCUCGAAUACUUUAAAGGCACAUACUUUGUAAACUCUUAAAAUCUUAUUCUAAACAAUGAAAGUUUUAUCAGUUCUCAAUAAUUAAACGAUAGCUCAUUACUCAAUAAGCUGAACUCUUAGCCUAAAUUAGUCUAAUUCUUCGAAGAUGAAUGCAAUCUAAUUACUCAAUCUCUCAAUUUUUGCAGUGAACUUAUAUAAGUAUUAGGUUUUCGUUCUACUUAGCAUCUUUUCUAUGGAGAUCAAAAAUCAUUAGAAGAAAAUUGUGAAGAUGAAGUAGUCAUAUGUCAGUAUUUCGAUUAACACUAUUUCUAGAUUAUUAUAGAAUUUCUUCUCAAAAAGGUUCUCAAACUUAAUUGGAGUCAGUUAGCUAUGAUAAAUUUAGAACCUGAAAGAGCAUUUUCUGAAGAUAAAGGUUCAGAUAUGACAGGAAUUCGUAAAGCUGGUGUAAAUUUAUUGAUAGUGUUUAUGCAAAGUGUUAACGAAGAAAAGAUGUUAGAAUUAAUUAACUAACUUUUGAUUUAAUUUACAUCUAGUAUUUGCACUGGCAAAUAAGCCUAUUCAGAAAUGUUAGAAAGAGAAGCAUUUUAUUUCAUAAUGAACGGCCUUUACAAAGAUAUCAAAAAUACUAUUGAAUUUGAAGAUUGGUAUGUUAGUGUACUAUCUACUGAAUUGAUUAUUGAUGAUGAUAAUUUAAUUCCCCUUAAAGUAUAGAUUCUUAAUCUUAUUUAUAGCUACUUAUCUAAUUCCUACCAAAUUCCUGAAGAAACUGCUUUGAGUUUAUUUUAAACUAUAGCUUCAUUAAUGAUUGAUAGCAACUAAUCCAUUUACAUUAGAUUAAUGAGCAUGAAGUGCUUUAUACCACUCAUGGAUAACUGCAUAGAUUUGAUGGUAAAUAUAGAUUAGAUAAUGGGUGGAAUUAGAGAAUUAUUCAAUCAAUGUGAAGAAUCAGAAUCAAAAAUGCUUUUACUUGAAUUUGUCUAAAAUCUUAUUGAUUUAAUUAAGGAUACCUCUCCUGAAUUUAUGACUCCUGUAUUCUAAUUUUUGUAUAAAGAGUGGUAACAAGCUUGUGACAAUGAAGACAGCUAACAACUUUCUUUGAAGGCUUAGAUCACUAAGGUUCUCUCUUCUAUUUUAAUAAAACAAGGGUUGGACAUCACUUAAAUCUAAUUUAUAACUGAAGUAAUAAACUAUGGAACCUAGACUGAUGAACUUUAAGAAAUUUACUUGAUUGAGAAUGCUUGUAGAUUGAUGUAUUUCUUCACAAAGGAAUUAAAUAAAAAACUCAGUGAAGACUAUCCAACUUCUAUGAUGAAUAUCUUAAAAUUAAAGCCAGCAGACAUUUAUACUCCUUAUGAACAGGCUAUACGUGAAAGAGAGAUGCUGAUUAAAGAAGCUGCUAUCUUAGAAAAAGUAUUUUUGAAUUUCGUAUAAAGGAUUGAAUCUAUAUUUUUGAAUAAGUAGAGUUUAUAUAACACUAGUAUUCUUAUCCUUAUAGAAUUAAUAAAUUCCCCAUUUGAAAGUGUUGCUCAAAGCAUAGGAAACACUCUUUAGAAAGGAAUCAUAGAUAACUUAAAUGAAAUUAAAGAUGAGCUCUUCUGCUAUAUUUUUGAUGCUCUAGAAUAUUUAUAAAUUGUUUAUCCUUUAUCUACUGCUCAAGUAGUUGAAUAAAUUACUUUAAAUUUAAUUAGUGAAUCUAUUAAUAAAGGAUUAUUUAACAAUUAAAUGAAAUUAUAUGUACUUAGAAUUAUAGGUCGUGCCUUCUUUAACAAUAUUUCAGUAGGUACUUCUCUCUGUGAAAAAAUAGCUUCUGCUUUCCAAGAGCCUGAUUUCUUAAAUAACUUGCUUUUUGAAACAGCAAAAAUUUUAGAGUAAAUAAAGCCUGAUUUAUAUUUCUACAGAAUGUAGUACAGUUGUAUGCUUUCUGUCAUUCAAAUACUCUUAAAAGUAUCAAAUGCAGAAGGUAAGGCACAUUCUAUUACAGAUUUAAAAAUUCGUUCUCUUAUCGAUACCUAUGUGUAGGAAUUAGAAAAGGUUCUUCAAGUAAUUAAACAAAGCUACGAUAAAUCUAUUUCCUAAGAUGAGCAUUGGAUUUUAGUUAAUUUACGUUAACUAUUAAAGAACGAGGAAAUAUUUGAUCCUCAAGAAGUCAAUAUUGAUCGUGCUAAUUAAAUAACAAAGAAUUUGAAUUAAGAUAAACUUAGAAAAAUAGAUUUUGCUCCUCAUACCAAAUUAUUCUUCACUUAGAACAAUAUAAUUCCUAGCAUAGAAAUUGAUUUCGAUAAACUAUCACUAGAAUGCUGA
Molecule: messenger RNA, 3237 nt
Organism: Tetrahymena thermophila SB210
Lineage: Eukaryota; Ciliophora; Oligohymenophorea; Hymenostomatida; Tetrahymenidae
Exons: 3
Biological process (GO): intracellular protein transport
Molecular function (GO): small GTPase binding
Source: RefSeq, a predicted model, not a curated record